AAAAAGGAAGAAAAAACAGAGAGAGAGAGAGAGAGAGAGAGAGAGAGGAGAGAGAAGGGGAGAGAGAGAAGUGUACUGGUCAAGUUUCAUCUCUCUCCUGUCAGCAUAUUUUUACUGCAUUUGGUUCUUCUCUCUCUUCUCUAAAAACCUCACUCUUCAUCUGAAAGAAAGGGCGAGAGAUUUCCAGGGGAGAAAAAGAAAGAAGGAGAGAGGAAAAGGGAAGGAAAUUUCUGGGUUUUCCCCCCUUUGAAGCCUGAGAUAAUGCUGAGGAAGAGGAGUAGACCAGUUCAUAAAGAGCAGAGCAUGGGUCAUCUGAUGCUUGAUUCUGCAUCAGAUUCAAGUUUUUCAUCUGAUGCUUUUGUGCAGAAAAAUAAAACCACCUCAUUUUUCAGUGUUCCUGGCCUUUUUGUGGGGUUUAGUACCAAGGGUUUAUCGGAUUAUGAUUCUGCCAGGAGCCCCACUUCCCCUCUUGAUCACAAGGUUUUUGGUAAUCUCGUCAAUCCGCUGCGGUCGCCUAGGUCGGGCCCCGAUGGCGGGCUGCCUCAAAAGAGCUGGGAUUGUAGCCGAGUAGGUCUCGGCAUUGUUGAUUCUCUCAACGAUGAAACCAAACCUUGUGGUGCGAAGAUUUUAGGAUUUUCAGAGAGUCGGAAAAUACUGUUUGGAUCUCGGAUGAGGAUCAACAUCCCUUCUUGCAAUACCCACUUGCAGAAUUCACUUGAUUUUUCUGCAACCCCCAAAUCAUUGCCUAAGAACUACGCGAUUUCUCCACAGACCCUGAUUGAAUCUCCCCGUCCCCAAUUGAGUAGCUCAGAUAUGGUAUUCGGGUCCGGCGAAAUCCUGUUAGAGAACAAGGUGAUUGGUAAAAUUCGAUCCUGUUCAUCAGAUUCUGGUAGAUCACGAUCAUCCCUUACCGGCUUAAUGUAUUGUAGCCAAAAAUCUAAUUCUGAAGAAUUUUGGUUGGAUUCGAGAAACACCCAAGAUGAAUCUCUUCCAUCAGUUAAAGGUGGUCAGGAUUUCGGCAAUUUUUCUGGUGUGAAGUCGAAUUCCCUCCCGAUAUCUGUAGGGUCUAGCCAUGGAUUUCCAGGCUCUCUUUCUGCUAGUGAGAUUGAGCUUUCCGAGGAUUAUACUUGUGUCAUUUCACGAGGUCCAAAUCCUAGAACAACUCACAUUUACGGCAAUUGCAUUUUGGAGAGUCACCCAAUAGAGUUGGAUGAAUGUAAUAAGAAGGAAGGAUGGGGGAUUGGAUCUCUUGGCCCAGUUAAGUGCUCGGCUGAUCAAAUACCAUAUCCGUCGGAUGAUUUUUUGAGCUUUUGCUACUCUUGCAAAAAGAAAUUGGAAGAGGGGAAAGACAUAUACAUGUACAGAGGUGAGAAGGCAUUUUGCAGUAGCAGCUGCCGCUCUGAAGAGAUUUUGGUUGAAGAGGAAAUGGAAAAACCGGCUAUUAACUCUUCUUAUUCUCCCGAAUCAGUUUGCCAUGAGGACAUCUUCAUGGACGGUAUGGCUGUUGCUACGUAGCGUAGGCAAGCAGGAGGCUGGAUUGCUUUCUGGGCCCCAUUCAGCCAUGAUUAGUGAAACGCCAGCCUCCUGGGCCCCACUCAGCCAUGAUUAAUGAAAAGCUGCUGAGGUAAAUCGGCCUGAUCAUCUGUUUAAGGAGCUGUUUAUGUGAAUUAUUAGCAGCCAUGGAUGAUAGCCCUGUAUAUUCUUUUGUUUACUGAUUAUAAUUCCAGCUUUCAUGAUGAUGUUGGUGGGCCAUGGUUGGCAAUCAGCCUUCGUUCUUCCAUUAUUGGAAUAUGGAUAAGCUAUAGACUCCUAUCUUAUAAUUUUGAUCAGAAAGGGUUGUAGCCACUGUUCUGGCUCCCCACUUUUUCCCUUCUCCUCUUCUUUAGAGAUAAAUGUAUAAGCCUAUGAACUCAAUGAAUUCAUGAUCUAAUAUGAGCUACUUCUUAGAUAUAA
This is a messenger RNA of Magnolia sinica, 1953 nucleotides long. Its product is annotated as FCS-Like Zinc finger 8-like. The record is from RefSeq and is a predicted model, not a curated record. Bases 262 to 1515 code for a protein of 417 amino acids. Lineage: Eukaryota; Viridiplantae; Streptophyta; Magnoliopsida; Magnoliales; Magnoliaceae. The transcript is spliced from 3 exons.